Lonchura striata (white-rumped munia) is the source of this 1341-nucleotide messenger RNA. The record is from RefSeq and is a predicted model, not a curated record. Lineage: Eukaryota; Metazoa; Chordata; Aves; Passeriformes; Estrildidae.
GGGCGGGCCCGGACGUGAGGCGGCGGCGGCGGCGGUGAUGGAUCUCGGGGACGGCGGCCCCGCGGCCGGGCCCGGGCCGGCGCUGGGCCGGGGCGGCCUGGAGGCGCUGCAGCACACGGUGGGCUCGGUGCUGUCCGGCUAUGGCUGGUACGUGCUGCUGGCCGCGGUCGCCGUCUACCUCCUCGUGCAGAAGGUGUCGCGCAGCCUGGCGGCGCGGCCGGGCGGCCGGCCCGGAGCGGCUGAGGCGGCGGAGGAACCUGAUGUGGUGGUAAGAAGGCAGGAAGCUUUGGCAGCAGCUCGCCUCAGGAUGCAAGAGGAAUUGAAUGCACAAGCAGAAAAAUACAAAGAAAAACAAAGACAGCUGGAGGAGGAGCGGCGAAGGCAGAAGAUCGCCAUGUGGGAGAGUAUGCAAGAGGGAAAAAGCUACAAAGGAAACCUGAAACUGAAUCAGCAGGAAGCAGAAUCUGGUGCCUCUUCUGCCUCAGCAGUCCCGAAAUCUAAACCAAACAAAAAGCCUUUGAGAGGAGGUGGCUAUAACCCCCUGUCUGGAGAAGGAGGAGGGACGUGCUCCUGGAGGCCCGGCCGGCGGGGCCCGUCCGCAGGUGGAUGAGGCUAACGUCCCUGGUGUCCCCUGGUCUGAUCCCAGGCCUGAUCCCACCCCUGUCCCACUGCCUGCAGCUGGCCUGUCACAGCCACUCCUCUGGGGCUGCUUUAGUGCACUUGGUAACUUAAAACAGUUCUUUGUUCUAUUUACACCGCUUCCAAAUUGUAACACAUUGGCUGCUCCUAAACCAGAAGAAUAGCUGAUCCUCUUAGAGAGGGCAAAGAAAGAAGCAAUUGCAAUAUAAUCAGUUAAUUUUCACUCUCCUGUAGAGAGGGAGCAUAGUGUCCAGCCAAGGGGAUUUACCUGGGAUUGUGAGAUCUGGGCUUUCUGGCAAAUUUAGUUAUCUGUGCUCACUUUACCUCUGUAAGAUGAGGAUAUUUACCAUCCUCAGACAUGUUACCAGAUUUAUCUUCCAGCUAAACACAGUCAUUUAGAGAGGAUGGAUAUUAUUGUUGGCAGACACCUUGAAUUUAGGCAGAGGGACUUUCAGAAAAAGCACAGGUGAUCUGACAAACGCCACGGAUUUGCACUGAAGGCCAGUUAUUGCAGAAGAGCCUCUGUGACAAGCCAGCUUGAAUGAUGUUUUCCUUAUAAAUGGUAAACAAACCAGUGAGGAUUACUGAUGCUAGACAGGAGAUGGGGAUUCUUGCUAUUACGUUUUCUUUCUUUUUUUUAUUUCAACUGCUUUGUAAAAACAACACACUAUUAAUAUUAAAUAUAACUGCAAACAUCACAAA